AUGGCGACCACCACUCCAACCACGGUGACGCGACGCGCCACUCCCCGGCCCCUGUCUACGAGGAAACUCGACAUGGUGUAUCUGGCCUUCUUCAUCGUGCAUGUUCCUAUUAUGUUUUGGAUGUUCAUUUCUACACUUCUAUGUCUGUCCCACGACAACGACAACAACGACAACGACGACAACGACAACGACGACAACGACAACGACGACAACGACAACGACGACAACGACGCGCAGCCUUGCGCCAUGCAAAAGAUAUUCCUCCCCUAUUCCCUGGUGGACCUGGCCUCGAUCCUCCCGUCCUUCCUCGUCUCGCCGCUCUCCCACACCCUGCGCGCGUACCAGCUCGAGCGGUUCCAGGACCAGUUCUUCGUCAGCCCGCCGGCGUGGUUCACGGCGUACAUGUGGAUCGAGGCCGUGUACCACGUGCCGAUUAGCCUGUGGAUGGUUUGGGGGCUGUUCAACGACCAUCCUCUGGUUCCGCUCCAUCUCCUCAUCUUCUCCCUCGAAGUCGCCGUCACCACACUCACCUGCAUCGUCGACAUCUCCUCCUGGAAAGGCUACUCGUCGGCUCAGAAGUCGGACCUGUACGGCCUCUACGUUCCUUACUUGGUACUCGGUACGUGUUCUCCUCAGCUCUAUCUCUAUUUUGUCUUCCGGGGUCUUUUUAUUCCUCUGUUCCGUUUCCAUGUUACCAUUCUCGCAGAACUUGUCACCGGAUCUGUGUUCAGGCUAACGACCUGGUCUUCCUGUAUUUCAGCGUGCCUCAUGGGCGUCGAUGCCUUUGUGCGCGUAAAGAGACAGAUCCUGCAAAGUGGCGGGUUGGAAAAGGCCAAGACUCUCUAA
Molecule: messenger RNA, 846 nt
Organism: Fonsecaea nubica
Lineage: Eukaryota; Fungi; Ascomycota; Eurotiomycetes; Chaetothyriales; Herpotrichiellaceae
Exons: 4
Coding region: 1-846 (281 amino acids)
Cellular component (GO): endoplasmic reticulum
Source: RefSeq, a predicted model, not a curated record